Molecule: messenger RNA, 2026 nt
Organism: Toxotes jaculatrix (banded archerfish)
Lineage: Eukaryota; Metazoa; Chordata; Actinopteri; Toxotidae
Gene: tbcb
Product: tubulin folding cofactor B
Exons: 7
Coding region: 184-924 (246 amino acids)
Biological process (GO): tubulin complex assembly; post-chaperonin tubulin folding pathway; cytoplasmic microtubule organization
Cellular component (GO): cytoplasm; nucleus; microtubule plus-end
Molecular function (GO): microtubule plus-end binding; alpha-tubulin binding
Source: RefSeq, a predicted model, not a curated record
UCCUACGACACAGAGAGGCAAGUUCUACCGCUGUCACUGUUAUUAUAACGUGAAAGUAAUUUAUUUAUAAGGUUAACUUGUGAUGUAGAGAUGAGUUUAAGUUCUUAAAAAAAACCCCCAGCACCAUCGAAGAAAAUAUACACGUUUUUUUUGACCAAUACCUGUGUCCAAAAUCUCUGAAGAAUGGACGGCCAAGUGACAGUAAUUACCAAUUCGAUUGUGAAUGUGCGCCUGACAAGCACUAUCUCCUCCUUUGAGGUGCAGCGCAAGUUCAGUAGAGGGAUUAGUAUUGCAGAACUGAAGGGUAAGUUGGAGAUGGUUAUAGGUGCACCUGCCUCUGGCAUGGACCUGGAGUUGUUCAGUGCCUCUGACAAGCUCCUACAGAAAAUGGACGACAAUGAAGCUUUGCUGGGUUCCUAUCCUGUGGAUGAUGACUGCAGAAUACAUGUUAUUGACAGAAGUGGAGGUCAGAUGGAUGAGUUCAGUGAUGUUUCCAAAGUGGAGAAGUUUGAACUCUCAGAUGAAGCUUAUGAUAAGAAAACAGACACAGCAAGGUCAUUCAUGAAGAAACUUCGUGUUGGUCGCUUCAAUGAGGAAGAAGUGGCCAAGAAGAAAGCUGAGCUUGCUGCUCGGGAGGAGGAACAGAAGGCUGCCGCUGAGACAAUUCCUGUUGGCAGCCGAUGCCAAGUACAGGUCCCUGGGCAACCCACAAAGCUUGGCACAGUCAUGUAUGUUGGUACAGCAGAUUUUAAGCCAGGCUAUUGGGUGGGCGUGAAGUAUGAUGAGCCCCUGGGAAAGCACAAUGGAACUGUUGAAGGCAAACAGUACUUUGAAUGUGAGAACAAAUACGGUGCAUUUGUGAAGCCCCUGAGUGUGAUCGUGGGAGACUUCCCUGAGGAGGAUUACGGUUUAGAUGAGAUGUAGGACUGUGUAGUUUUUCUGCCCUGGAAUUUAAGCAUCAGCUCAUGUUAUCCAUUCACCAACCAAGACAUGAUGGAGAGUCAUUUGUUUUUAACAUUUUUUUGUGCUUCUCUGGAAGGCAUGAUCCAAAGGCAUUUUAGUUUCAGUAACUUGAAUGCAACACGACAGAAGUGACUGUUAAGCCAUAGUAUCUUGGUGUACUGGAUAUGACUGAUACAGGACAAUCACAAGAGCAGCUCACACUAAUCAGGUUUGAUUAAAGGAGAGUAUUUGCUCAUGUGAGGUAGCAUGAUGAAGGUUAAUAUGUAGUUCUUCAAGCCACUCAUUUGCAUUCAAUUCAGUUUUCUUACUUUAGUAGCACUUGUUGUGCUCGACAGUCUGUUGACAGUUGACAGUUUGGAUAAACUACAUUUCCUCCUUGUUUAUUUUAUAUCAGUGUGUACAAAGAUGACUGUAUAUAACUGUUUAUAGUUAACUGUAGUCUUAACAUUUUUUGACGACUGUAAAUUACUGACACAGUGGUCUGAGAAUCGGACACCUGUCUGCUGAAGGACAUUUACCCUAGAAUACUUUGACGCUAAAAUCAAAAGUGGCAUUGUGGCUUGUAACCCAGACUAAUAUUAUGUCCAAACUGAAGAAAUGUUUCCAGUCAUUAAAAUGAGUCUUCAGUGGUCAAAUUUAUUCCAUUAUUUUUCAAUUGACAGACAAGAAAUUCACAGUUGAAGAGAAAAAACAAUAAAUCCCCUCCAGCACUUGUCACAAUUGUCCAUAGUGAAACAUAGUUUGUUGUAUUUUGAGUUAGGGGUAUCUCCCUCACUUUUUUUAAGCAAUGCAGUUAUUGCUGUUUACAUAGGUGUGCAAUGCCUUGGAUACCAAUGUCAAAAUAUGCAAGGGUAUAUAUGUCCUUUCUAAACAACUUUAAAUUCCUUGAAUUUCAUUUUGUCUUUCUAUGUGGUAUGUAACACAGUCUCACAUUUGAGCUUCCAGUGGAAAUAAGAUGUAAUUCCCCUUUAUUUUUCUGACUGAAUUCCUUUUGUUAAAAAUUGAAUUGUCUGCACUUUAAUGUAUCCUGCUUAUAUUGAACCACUGAAAUAAAAAUAUGUUU